AUGUGCCUGUUGCUGGACAACAACCCAUGGAACGAUUUACCUCUGUCGUUGAGAAGACUAAACAAUGAGACGAUUGGGUCGGACGAUAUGGCAACUCCAGGAAGCAUACAAGAGUCAAGUGCAGCAAAGGAACCUAUUUGUCCAUAUCUUAUUGAUGAAUCCUUGACCGGGCAAUAUGUUGCUGGAGUGUUUGAUUCUUCUGGUGGUUGUUUGGUUUUACCGCAAACUGGAGCAAAACUGUGCAUUCCUCCAGGGGCUAUAAAAGAAGGACAUCGUCAGCCUAUAUAUAUGUUUGUCACUUAUGAAAAUGAAUAUCAGCCUCAAUUAGAAUCAAAUGAAAUUGCUGUUACCCCUACUAUAUUUUGCGGUCCGAAUGGUUACCAAUUUGAGAAAUGUGUUUAUUUAAGUAUGACUUGUCAGCCAGGGACGGGAGUGGAUGUAAAGUCGUUAAAUUUUUGUUUUACAUCUACUGAAAUUGAUCAAAAACCUGUCUGGGUGAAAGAUCAACACGAUUUUUCAACAUUAAUAGAUCAAAACAAUAUUACACUAAUCACAUGCGAUUUCAGAGGAGUUAAAAUUACAGCACGUACAGAUAGAAAAUGGUUUGGUGAUUGGCUUAGUGUUUUAUUUGGUAUUUGGCAUGUUGUUACAACACGUUCAGAUGGUGAAUGGUUUAAUCUUAGUGUUUUAUUUGGUGUUUGGCUUGUUGUUACAACACGUCCAUAUGAAGAAUGGUUUAGUAGUUGGUUUAGUAGUUGGCUUAGUAGUUGGCUUAGUAGUUGGCUUGGUAUUUGGCUUAGUGUUUUACUUAGUAUUUGGCUUGUUGUUUGGUUUGUUGUUUGGUUUAUUAGUUUGUUUAGUGGUUGGUUUACCGGAAAGACACAAGAUUGUAUUGAACUGCAUUUAUUUCUUCAGAAAUGUAGAGACGUUGUGAAAUUACGAAUACAUGGCACACCUCUUGGCAUCGACUGGCAAUGCAACUCAAAGGAGACAUCAUUAUCAGAACGACGAGUGGCACAUUCAAAAAAAAUCACUCUACAUAAUGGUAACACGGAUGAUGCACAUGUGACAUGUAAAACCCAUGAUGGUUGGUUAAUUUUAUCUGAGGAACGUGAUUCCAAGACAUUGGAAUUAAACUGCCAAAAAGUUUUGGAAACAGGAUCUGACUAUGUAGAGUUUGUAUGUGAAAAUUCAAAUACAAGUACGAACCGAAAAUUUAUAUGUGAUGUUACAAUACAGCAAGAAGAAGGGGAGUCUGUAAAAUUUACUGUAUAUGAAAAUUUUGAUGAUGAGAAAUCUAUUGCACCAUCUCGAAAAUUUUUUCUUGAAGUUGCAAUUUGUACAUCGCUUGACAAAAACGAUAGAUGGAGGCAGCUUUUACAUAAACUUGGUGUACACGAAAGGAACUUGCAUAAAGUUAAAGGAAGUCCAACAUGUCAUAUAUUGAACUCAUGGAAAACUAUGAAGGAGGCUGACUGUGACAAGAAGUUGAAAGUUCUGCAAGAAUUUCUUGAAGAAACAGAUCCAGAAUUAGCACAAGAGUUUAAACGUAAAUUAAAAGAUUUCUUAAAUGAAGGUGCCUCUUCGUCAACGAAUACAGAAGAUUCAAGAAAAACGGAAUUCAAAGCAAUGCUCUUCAAUAUAGCAAGGGAAAUAGGUAAAUUUAAAAACAAUGAAUUCAGGGCGAUGCUAAAUGGCUACAAAAUGAGGACAAACGAAACCAAAAGUCAUUCGGCAUCAUUAUUCUUGUCACCUAGCAACAUUUUGCUUCCUGAAACUGUUGAUUGGAGAGCUCAAGGUUACGUCACAGAAGUUAAAGAUCAGGGUCAGUGUGGAUCUUGUUGGUCAUUCAGUGCUACUGGGUCUUUGGAGGGUCAGACAUUCAAGAAAACUGGUAAACUACCAGAUCUGAGUGAACAGAAUUUGGUAGACUGUUCCACAACACAGGGUAAUGCUGGAUGCAAUGGUGGUUUAAUGGAUCAAGCGUUUGAAUACGUCAAAGUCAAUAAUGGUAUAGACAGUGAAGAAUCUUAUCCAUAUGAAGGCGUGGAUGGUGACUGUCGAUUCAAAGCUAGCGAUGUUGCUGCCACCUGCACUGGUUACACUGAUGUAGAGAGUGGGAGCGAGUCAGCAUUACAACAAGCUGUGGCCUCGGUAGGACCAGUAUCUGUGGCUAUCGAUGCAAGUCACCAAUCAUUUCAGUUUUACUCAAGUGGUGUGUACAUUGAACCAGAAUGCAGCAGUACAGAGUUAGACCAUGGUGUAUUGACGGUGGGAUAUGGUACAGAAGAUUCCUCAGAUUACUGGCUUGUUAAAAACAGCGAGUCAAGAGAUCAGAAGUUGCCAGGGGCAACAGGGUUUUUUGAAUAUGAUCUCCCAGAAUUCACCAUGGUUGGUUUUACCACCUCGAUAACAAAUUGUCGGUAG
Molecule: messenger RNA, 2427 nt
Organism: Saccoglossus kowalevskii
Lineage: Eukaryota; Metazoa; Hemichordata; Enteropneusta; Harrimaniidae
Biological process (GO): regulation of apoptotic process
Molecular function (GO): protein binding
Source: RefSeq, a predicted model, not a curated record